UUCCACUCAUUAGUUUCCACUCUCUGUCCUUUUGAUAUUGUUCAUGGUUUUCGUCUGUUUUCUGUUCUUCUGAAUUUUGCCGAAAAACGUGGAAAAUUAAUAAUUUUCAAGAUGUUGGGCCCGGCAGUUUUUAUGGACGGUUCCACUGAGGAUCAAGCCCAAGAAUUGAGAAUUUAUUUCAAAAGUCUCGGUGCUGAAAUUAGUGAGGAGAAAUCGCAAAAAGGCAUUGAAGACGAUCUCCACAAAAUAAUUGGCGUUUGCGAUGCGUGUUUCAAAGAGGGAAACGAGAGCGAAAUUGAAACAAUUCUCAACGACAUUGUUUCCAUCAUGAUUCUCGUUUCUCCAACAGACCGUGCUGAAAAUUUAAUUCUUGCCUUUUGUGAAAAAUUAACAAAAGCUCCAGGUUUCAAAUUGGGACUCGUUUGUCUAAAAGCAUUGUGGUUAUUAUUCCAAUCGUUACCAGAGGAUUCGCCAAUGAGGUAUCACGUCUACUACCAUUUGGUGCAAAUCGCUCGCAAUGUCGAUCAAGUGAAAGCAGUUUACGGUGGAAUUGAUCAACUUAAACAGCAAUUCGCUCCAUGCCCACCUUCCAACGAGCAAAUGCAAAAGCUCCUUCGUCUUUUACACGAAGUUCUUCUCACUUGCAAACAGGGAGAGCAAGCGGCAGCAGUGAUGGUCGAACUUUUGGGAACUUACACAUCGGAAAAUGCGUCUGCCGCCAGGGAAGAUGCACAACGUUGCAUUCUUGCAGCUCUCGCUGAUCCAAAUACAUUUUUACUCGAUCCACUAUUAUCAUUGAAACCCGUUCGUUUUCUCGAGGGCGAACUCAUUCACGAUCUUCUUCUUAUUUUCGUUCAAGAAAAACUGCCAGCUUAUCUUAAAUUCCACAAAGAUCACAAAGAAUUCGUUGAACAUACACUUGGUCUCAAUCAUGAGCAGAAUAUGAAAAAAAUGAGACUAUUGACAUUCAUGCAACUCGCAGAAACGAAUCCCGAAAUGACUUUCGAGACAAUUCAGAAUGAGUUGAUGAUCACGGAAGAGGAGGUCGAGAGUUUUAUUAUUGACGUUUUGAAAACAAAACUAGUUCGCGCUCGAAUGGAUCAGGGUGGUCGUAAGGUUUUAAUUUCGAGCACAAUGCACAGGACAUUUGGAAAGCCACAAUGGUUACAACUUCGCGAUUUAUUGGUCGCUUGGAAAGCAAAUCUCACCUCCGUUCAAGAGGGAAUGGCGUCAGUUUCCGUUGCACAAAGAGAACUUGUUGCCAAAACAAAAUCCACAAUAACCCAUUGAUGUCGAUUACCAUCUGUACAAUAAUUAUCCAUCAAUAUUAAAAAAAAAAAAAAAAAAAAAAAAAAAAAAAAAAAAACCAGUCAUAGAAAAAUUGAAA
Molecule: messenger RNA, 1387 nt
Organism: Leptopilina heterotoma
Lineage: Eukaryota; Metazoa; Arthropoda; Insecta; Hymenoptera; Figitidae
Gene: eIF3m
Product: eukaryotic translation initiation factor 3 subunit M
Exons: 7
Coding region: 112-1290 (392 amino acids)
Biological process (GO): cytoplasmic translational initiation
Cellular component (GO): eukaryotic translation initiation factor 3 complex; cytoplasm
Molecular function (GO): translation initiation factor activity
Source: RefSeq, a predicted model, not a curated record